Molecule: messenger RNA, 2522 nt
Organism: Pollicipes pollicipes
Lineage: Eukaryota; Metazoa; Arthropoda; Thecostraca; Pollicipedomorpha; Pollicipedidae
Product: PR domain zinc finger protein 1-like
Exons: 4
Coding region: 215-1786 (523 amino acids)
Biological process (GO): epidermal cell differentiation; regulation of transcription by RNA polymerase II
Cellular component (GO): nucleus
Molecular function (GO): DNA-binding transcription factor activity, RNA polymerase II-specific; RNA polymerase II cis-regulatory region sequence-specific DNA binding
Source: RefSeq, a predicted model, not a curated record
GCCGCCGCCGGCGCCGACCGAGCCGAGCCGCGCCAUCGACCUGUCGGUAGGCGCGCACCCCAUCAGCUGCUUCCCGUCGCUGGCGCCGCCGGCGCACGCGCGCCACUCGGUCAUCACGCACACGCCGACCGUACCGAAGAAGCGGCCCUUCUACCGCCGCGACCUGGUCAGUGCGCGUGUCCACAUCGACUCGCCGCCGCCGAAGAAGAGGCCGAUGAACCUCCGCGUGCCGCGCAAUGGCCUGGCGCCGAUGCAGACGCCACUAGGGUCGGGCAACAAUCCGCUCUCACCGACGCCCGGGUCGCCCUAUCGCUCCGGCGGCGGCGGGGGAGGGGGCGGGGGCGGCGGCGGCGGCGGCGGCGGUCCAGGCGAGCAGGGCUCGCCGGGUAACAACAUGAACAAUCGCAACUCCAACGGCAGCGGUAUGCACUUCAACACGGGCGGCGGCGGCUUCAAUGUGGGCCUGCUAGGCUGCAAGACGGAGCAACCGGAUGACACGUACGAGAGCGGCCGCCACUCACCGAAGCAGUACCAGACGCUGCAGUCGGCCGACAUGGACACCUACCUAGGUGGCUACAUCGACCUACAGGUGGAAGGGUGCAAGCCGCCGCCGCAGCCGCCGCCAGCGCAGUCGUGGAGCGUGCACUCAACCAGCGGGCCGCUGCCGCGCCACGCGCCGCUACCGUUCGGCUUCGGCGGCACCGAGCCGUUCAACUUCGCCGACCCGUACGAGCUGGACAUCGAGCUGUUCGCCGACACGAAGCCGACGGUAAGCGCCGGCGGCGGCCUGCUCACCGACAGCCACGACCUGUUCGGGCUGGAGCAGCUGCUGCAGCCGACGGGCACGGCGGCCGCCGGCGGCCCGCAGGCGGAGCUCUCGCACCAGACGGUCGUCGACGCGCUCGGCGAGGCGACUGCGCUGCCGGCGCUCUCCGAGCCGGUCGUGUCGUCCUGCCUGGCCGACGCCGUGUACGACGGCAAGUUCCUGGUGACGGGGCCGCACGGCGGCGCGGCGCCGCCGCAGCCGCAGCUGGCCGUGCAGCCGGCGCAGCAGCCCGAGUCGUCGACUGCGCAGCUGUCGCCCGCCUCGCCGGCGACGCACGGCGGCCGGUGCUCGCCCACCUCGCCCGGGUCGUCCAGCGGCGACCAGAUGGCCGAGGGCAUGCCUGCGCUCGACAUCCGCGUCAGCAUACUGCAGCAGCGGAUGGGACUGCCAGAUUCGCAUAGCUUCGAGUUCGUGAACGGCGGACACGGCAUCAAGAACCCGCUGAUCAACGAGCGAGACCUGGAAGUGGAGAAGCUGCCACCUAUCAUUGUCGAGGACGACCCCAAGACCUACAUGUGCCGCCUCUGCUCCAAGAAGUUCACUCUGCAGCGGCUGCUGAACCGGCACAUGAAGUGCCACUCGGACGUCAAGCGCUACCUCUGCACCUUCUGCGGCAAGGGCUUCAACGACACCUUCGACCUGAAGAGGCACACUCGCACCCACACCGGUGUACGGCCCUACCGGUGCGUCAUGUGCGAGAAGUCGUUCACGCAGCGCUGCUCGCUCGAGUCGCACUGCCUGAAGGUGCACGGCGUACAGCACCAGUACAACUACAAGGAGCGGCGCAACAAAGUCUACGUGUGCGAGGAGUGCGGCAACACCACCAUCGAGCCUGAGGCGCACUACUUCCACCUCAAGGACAACCACCCCAACAGCCCUGCGCUGCUCAAGUUCUACGACAAGCGGCACUUUAAGUUCCACAGCAAUUUCGCCUCGAUGCUGCUGCAAGCGCGAUCGUAACUGCGGCCGUGGCCGCCAGGGGCGCUGGUGUGCGCGCUCCGGCCGGCAGCCCGGCUCAGCGGGCAGCGCCCCUGUAGCGUGAGUGACUGGACCAUGACAGCGCCGCUCCCAGCGGGAGCGGGCGGCUGCGUGCAGCACGUGGAGCGGCGGCAAUAUUUGCACAUAACUGGCUGUUUUAUAUCUAUUUACCUGGCGAGGUAGCUCGCAGUCUGUACAGCACCGUUCGAGGCAUUGUCUGAGUGGCGCGGGUGGCGACUAGUGACCUGUUGUAGGGUGCGCGCGCGCGCGUGUGUCGAAUGCGAGCUGUGCGAGUGCCGGCGGCGCGUGCUGGGCGUCUGCCGGAUCAUACCAAACGUCUCGCGGGUUGUGAGCGGCUGCCAGCCGCGUCGGGGCGGCCGCGGUACAGCGAGAGGGACUUCAGCCGGGGCAUUUCUCGACGGUGGAUGGCCGAUCGUGAGCGUGCGUGCGUGUAACGAGCCGCGCACGGUGCGAACUCUUUGUAAGUGGUCUAGGUAGCUAGCCGAUAGCGUCGCGCACGGCGACAAGACUGUGGCCUCCUCCUGUCCGUCUGUCCGGAAUUCGGCGGUGGACCGCCUCGGUAGCCAGCGCCGGCGGCCGACCGUCGCCACGGCAGCGGCGCGCGUGCUCCCAGACAGACCGUUCGUUCGCGAACAGCCCGUCGGCCGGCGCACGUGCCGUGCCCGUCCCGUCGCCGAGCCGGCCGGCGCCGCUCUCC